AUGUUCAGGAAGACCAACUUAACAUCCUAUAGCGGGUUGCUGCUGGCAAGCAAAUCUCCAGCCCCGCAAUGCCACGCCUCCGCCCGUCCCCGACUCUAUGCCACGGCUUCUGGCGAUAGCCCGGAGAAAGACUUCUCAUGGCCGUCGACUCCUUCAUUCACGCCCUACGAUGUGAUUGGGCAUACCCGCGGCGCCCCGUACCCGAAGCACCGCUACUACGAGCUUGUCAAGAUAUACCACCCUGACCGGCCCUGCAACGACCACCCGCUAUGCAGAAACAUCACGCCCGAAGUCCGGCUCCAGCGCUACCGUAUCGUCGUUACAGCGCAUGAGAUUCUCUCAGACUCAAAUAGACGAGCUGCCUACGAUGCAACUGGAAUGGGGUGGGCGUUUAACCCGGCCCCCGAGCGUCGCCGGAGAAACCCGAAUGACCCGAUUUACAAUAACGCAACCUGGGAAGACUGGGAGCGGUGGUAUAGUCGGAACGAACCGAAGCAAGAGACGGUGGUUGACCACAAGACUUUUGUGAUGUUUGUGGUGCUACUCUUCUUCAUGGGCGCUGCGGUGCAGGCGUCGUGGAUUACGACGGUUAGUACGGGGUACGAGGAUCGCCUAAAGGAACUGAACGAGCAUUCGACAAGGUUUUUGAAUCAGCGAAGAGAAAAUACGGUGAAACAAAUGCCAGGGUCGGAUGCCAAGGUUCAGCAUUUCUUGAUCAGGAGGGAUCCUUCCGGGUUCGGCUUGAAGGGAGAGGAGAAAGGGGUUUAUCGCGAUGCUCUCAAUCCGUUGGAUAACCCGACUGAGAGCGGGAAGGGAGAUGAGAAUGUUCGCCAUUUGAAUGAAGACGAACGUGAGCAUCCGAGCAAGAGCGAAAGCGGCACAGCUCCAUGA
Molecule: messenger RNA, 891 nt
Organism: Aspergillus mulundensis
Lineage: Eukaryota; Fungi; Ascomycota; Eurotiomycetes; Eurotiales; Aspergillaceae
Product: J domain-containing protein
Exons: 1
Coding region: 1-891 (296 amino acids)
Source: RefSeq, a predicted model, not a curated record